Molecule: messenger RNA, 657 nt
Organism: Candida tropicalis MYA-3404
Lineage: Eukaryota; Fungi; Ascomycota; Pichiomycetes; Serinales; Debaryomycetaceae
Gene: TSR2
Product: Tsr2p
Exons: 1
Coding region: 1-657 (218 amino acids)
Biological process (GO): maturation of SSU-rRNA from tricistronic rRNA transcript (SSU-rRNA, 5.8S rRNA, LSU-rRNA)
Cellular component (GO): nucleus
Source: RefSeq, a predicted model, not a curated record
AUGACUACACAAAUAGAUCCAACCGAUUACGUUGAAGUGGAAAAUGGGACUUUGACCUUUGAAAAUCCAAAACAGCAAGCAAAAUUUGAAUUAGGUGUGUGCAUGGCCAUUUAUAAAUGGGAAGAGUUAACAACUGCAGUAGAUAAUAAUUGGGGUGGUCCAAAAUCAUCUGAAAAGAGAGAUUGGAUCUCUGGUAUUGUUAUUGAUUUAUUUUCUGAAUCUAAAAUUGUUGAUAUUCAAUUGAUUGAAGAAACUUUACUAUAUGCCAUGGUUGAUGAAUUUGAUACACAAAUUGAUAAUGAUUCUGCAUUGGAAAUUGGAUAUUUGAUCAUUAAAUUUUACAGAGAUGUAAUGAUUGAAAAAUACGGAUCUAUUGAUGAAAUGUAUGAAAAAUGGCAAGCUAAACAAAGUUCAAAGAGUGUCAAUAAAGUACAUGUUGAAAAUGACCCAAAUAACCCAGAUGUAAGUGAUGAUGAUGAAGAUGACGAAGAAGAAGAACAAGAAGAUGAUGAUGCAUGUCAUGGUCAUCACCAUAAUCAUUCUCACGAUGGAAUGGAUAUCGAUGAACAACCAGAAGAAGCUCCACAGCUAGCUGGUCCAAUAGUUGAUGAUGAUGGUUUUGAAUUGGUUCAAAGUAAAGGUAGAAGAAGAAGGUAA